This is a messenger RNA of Sclerotinia trifoliorum, 3041 nucleotides long. The record is from the annotation of a GenBank genome assembly. NCBI's taxonomy places the organism in Eukaryota, Fungi, Ascomycota, Leotiomycetes, Helotiales, Sclerotiniaceae.
UUUCGCAUCACAUUCAUCAACAUCACAUCAACAUCGCCAUGAUUUUUUUUGUAUUCACUAAAUAUCUGUUUUUAUAAAUCUCAGUAUCGUCAAAUAUCAAUAAAACUCAAUGAUAUCAUUAGAACAAGAUGGUGGAACAUGAAGGAAUACUUCCCUUCAUGGAUGUCAAGAAUCAUGAUGUCCAAAGCCCACAACAAAGAGUAGGUGAUUGACUAUAGCUAACCACUCCUCUCUUGUUUGAAGGAAAGGUUAUUGCAAUGGUACGGACGCUGAGUUGCAUACUUGUUCAUUAUUUUGACAGAAUGCUAGGCUCUAGUUGAGUUGUGUCGAUGACUCGAGAAGUGAAGUUGGUUAAAUGCUAAACUUACAUGCCAAUUAGAUUGUCAUGUCUUUCUGGGCCAUUCCAAUGUUUAUUUUCAUGGCAUACUUACUUGUUAUAGUUCUCUGGAAGUGGUAUUUCAGCAGAAACCGGCGACUAUCAGCGAUUAAUCCAUGAACUCCCAAGCGGUGCUAGGUCGACUUCCUUAUAUAGCGCGCCUCGGCCAGCAUUUUGGAGAAUGAACCUGGCAGCGCUGUCGCAGAAGUAUAACGUGCGUUUGUCUAAUACACUUCUUGGAUUCGCGGUACUCAUGUGAUUGCAGAUGUACUUCGUAGCAUAUCUCGAUACCAUACACAUUACAAAACCUCGAACACUCAAGCAAAUUAUACCAGGUGUACCAGACUUGAUUCUUCGGUUACCAGUAUCGAAGCAUGCAGGUAGGGGAUAUCUCAAUCUAGCUCGCCCGCACUCUAUCAACAAUAUGAUAAUUGGCAAUUUGGGCAAUAAAGAAAUAUUACUCUUCUGCUGCGAUGAUGGAGAUGUGACGGCAUACUACACGGACCUUCUAGCAGAGGAACUUCAACAGGCGGAGCAAAGUACAGCAUCAUCAAUUCCUAUCGGUAAUACACGACCGUGAGUAACUAACUUUAUCUACGUGAUUUGGUUCUGAUCGUCUCAGGUUUUUUCAUGAGAACGUCGGAGAGAGUGCUUGGGGUCUUGCUAUUCAUCAAAAAUCGCGCCUCAUUGCAGUAAGCUCCAACAAACACGAAGUUACUGUCUUUGUCCAUGCCACUUAUAGUAAUGAGCCCUGCAACUGCGCUGUAAUGGGUACUGUCCUUGACCUUACUUAUGGUGAAUUCGUUGGACACGACAAUGCUCAGAGAGCUUUUCCCCUUAUGAUAUGUAAUUCAAAAGGCUUGGUCUUCUUGGAUGAUGACCUCUUCUCAGAGAGUUUAUUCCCCGUGCGACAUCUUAUAAGGACUCCUAUACCUGACGACCCGGCAGCUGAAGGCCUUCUACCAGAAGCACCAUGUUCUCGUAACUUUAGAUUAAUUCUUUCGCCUCCAAGUUCUUACAAUAUUCCUGCAAUCACUUUCGCAGAUGACAAGAAUGGCUUAGCUGAAUUCAUACUAGCUACUGAUAUUGGGGGCAAUUUGUGGUCGCUUGAAAUAUGGCGAGGAACCGUAAAAUUGUUUGGGUCACCCGUUAUAGACGGACACCAUUUAAUGUGAGUACUCCCCCUGGUAGUCCGGACUACAUCCAGACAAUGUGAGUCUUUUGAUUUCUGGAUCCUGUUGGAAUAUUCAAUUCAUUUGAAAUACUCAGAAUAUUGAAUUGUUUUCAAGCAUUGAAAGCUCACAUUUAGUCUGCUAGUCCAGACUAUUGGUCACGGUCGCUCCAAUGAUUGAACUACGAUUUCUAACCAAGUUAGGGGCUGGGCGGUCAUGACUAUACCAUUGCGAUAUUUUAGACAAUCCCCAAAUUUUCAAGAUGCUUUAGGUAUGGAGGAUCUAAACUAUGCUUGGCAGAAAUCCAUACACAAUAGACCUGGGUCUGAGCAUUGUAUGAACGUUUCUUCAUGCUUGGAGCGCCUCGAGCUUGAAGAUGAAGCAAAUGGCGGGGAGCCGGGUACUCUUUUUGGUGGGAGUGAGCUCACAAGUCAUACAAAUGGGACUCAAAUUAUCAACCCUGGAGACAACUCAGACAAUGAACAGGAACAAUAUGGGGAGAUCGUACGCAGCAACUCGCCACCAAAUAAAAUAAAAGGAUUAAGCUGUUCUAAAAAAGAUAGUCCAAGGCCCAAGAGACGACUAGUUUUACAACCCAACGACUUCAUGAAACAAGUUGACGACAUUUCACGUUCUGUCGUCAAUCCUACCCCCAACCUUAGUGAUAGAGCUGUCAUCCUUCGAACUUGGAAAGACAGCAUCGAACUCGUUCCCUCAUUUCCAUCCAUGCCUCCCACGGUAUGCUCGAGUAUGUACUUUAGUCGAGGAGCACUGACAGGCUUUGGCCAAAGUUUUCAUCAAAUAUCUAGAAUCAACAUGAUGGCACUAAUACCAGAACUAUCACUUGUUGUUGUUGCUUCUCAGAAUGGUCGAGCGGCUCUAUUGACGCUUUCGACAGUGGGACUCAUUUCUACCCCGGCUCCCGUUCCUGCUUUCCGCAUUGAAGCUCUCCUUCCGCCUGAAAAGUUCUAUCAAAAAUAUAUCAAAAGUCAUCAGGCGGAAAAAUCCCCACUUCUCGGAAUGGCCGUGUCUCCCAUACAGAACGGGAACGGGAUCAAACUAGAGGCUGGAGUAUAUCCGAGGCGGUGGAGGCUUAUUAUGCAAAGUUAUGAUCAUACGAUUUGGACGUAUGAGUUGAGUAGGGAUGAAGAUAAUAAUUUGCGUGUUUUUUGAGCUUUAGCGAAAUGUGUAUAAGCAACCUUUGAGUGGGUGCUCUUUCUUUCGUGGAUGGUGUAAAAGGGUUUGUAUAAGAUACCAAAAUUUGAUUAGGAGGCAUUUGUUGCGGUGUUUGGGGUAUAGUAAUUUGGGUUAUGACAGUACCACGACUUGACCCGUGGAAUUCGGAGUCAUGGAUGUUAAAGCGAUUAACAUCAUGGUUAAUUCAUAGUGUUAAUGAAUUAUUCCCUAGCGUAUAGAGCUACAUAGAUCAAAUUUCAUAGUGUACGUGCGUGAAAUAGCAUUAUUUUUCCAUUUCGUGUCUAGUGAUGUUUUCU